Molecule: messenger RNA, 882 nt
Organism: Plasmodium falciparum 3D7
Lineage: Eukaryota; Apicomplexa; Aconoidasida; Haemosporida; Plasmodiidae
Exons: 2
Coding region: 1-882 (293 amino acids)
Source: RefSeq, a predicted model, not a curated record
AUGAAGAAUACGGGUAGUAAUUUUAUUUUGAAGUUUUUUCUUUUUAAAUGUAUUUUUGUAGUUAUUAUAGGAAUAUUGUGUAUGGGAAUAUUAUAUUUACCAAAUGAUAGAAAUAAUAAAGUAUCAUCGAUUAAAUCAUCUGAAAAAUAUCAAAGGAAACUUUAUGACUUACAAAGGAUUGUUAAAGGUAGAAAAAAGGAUUCAAAAUUAAAAAAUAAAUCGGAAGGUACAAAUGAACAACAAAAUAAUAAAAAUAAUGGUAACAUUGUAAAGAAUGAAGAGUUAUUAAGUAGAUCAAAUAAGAAGUGUUUAAAAGUAGAUUUAAAUAGGGAAAAGUUCUUAAAAUAUUUUAGUUCUGAUAAAGAAAAUAUUAAAGAUAAAGAUAUAAAUUAUAAUGAUCUUACAAAUAAUUUAAAUAGGAAGGAAUUAUUAGCUGUGCUUGAAACUAUAAAUGAAAAAACACCAAGAAAUGACCUUAUAAAUAUAUGGAGUCAUGUGGUUGGAAUUAAUAGAGGAGAAAUAGAUGAACUGACAGAUAAAUUAAUAGCCUACACAGAAUAUUAUAUAAAUAAGCAUAAUAAGCAUGAUAUAAACAUCAAUGAAAUGAAAACAUUUUUAAAUAUAAAUUCAAAAGGUUGGAAUGAUUUUAAAAUUGAAUGUGUUAAAAAAAUAGCGUGUGAAGAUUCUGUUUUUAGUCAGCGUUUUUAUAAGAUUUUGAAAAAAGGAAAGAAAAUAGAGGAAAUCAAAAAAUUAAUUAAAUCAUAUAUAGAAUAUGCUGAUGCUAUAAAGAAAAAAGAAUAUGAAAAUUAUAUAGAGAGGUUUCAUGAAUCGUUUGAAAAAUAUGUUAAUUCUUCAAGAAAAAAAAAAAAUUAUAAAAAAUAG